This is a messenger RNA of Pundamilia nyererei, 1710 nucleotides long. It is a transcript of the gene lmx1a, whose product is annotated as LIM homeobox transcription factor 1, alpha. Gene Ontology annotation, molecular function: DNA-binding transcription factor activity, RNA polymerase II-specific; RNA polymerase II transcription regulatory region sequence-specific DNA binding. NCBI's taxonomy places the organism in Eukaryota, Metazoa, Chordata, Actinopteri, Cichliformes, Cichlidae. The record is from RefSeq and is a predicted model, not a curated record. The transcript has 9 exons. The coding region runs from base 254 to 1345 and encodes 363 amino acids. Gene Ontology annotation, biological process: regulation of transcription by RNA polymerase II; neuron differentiation. Gene Ontology annotation, cellular component: nucleus.
UCUCUCACUCUCUUUCCCGUUCACCCCUAAUAGGAUAAUUGAUAGACAGCCCAAAUAGUCAAUAACUGUGGACUCAGCGAGGUCGCUGGAAGCACUAAGCAGAAACUUUGAUGCGCUGCUCUCUGCUCCGAGGAGCAAGUUGCAGGGGAACUUUGAGUGGCGGAGAUGCUCUGAGCAGGACUGGGAGUUCAUAACCAAAAUCCUUCGCUGCUGACCGGAAACUCGCAUUUUACAGCUUCUUCAGGGAACAGCAAUGGUGGAUAUACCGGAUACAUCCUUAGAUGUGAAUCGGAGGGCAGUGUGUGCCGGAUGCCAUCGGUUGAUCAGAGACAGAUUCCUGCUCAGAGUCACUGACGGCCUCUGGCAUGAGGACUGCGUGCGGUGCGCAGCGUGCGGGGACGCGCUCACGAACUCCUGCUUUCUGCGGGACCGCAAACUUUACUGCAAACGGGACUAUGCUGAUCUGUUUGCAGUGCGUUGUGCAGGGUGCACAGAAGCCAUCUCUCCCGCAGAGCUGGUGAUGCGUGCGGGGGCCGCUGUGUUCCACCUGCGCUGUUUCACCUGCAGCGUUUGUUCCUGCCGCCUGCAGACAGGAGAUCGCUGCGUCCUCAGGGAGGGACAGCUACUAUGUGCCAGAGAGGGCUACCACCAAUGUCUGGCCAGUCCUAGCUCUUCUGAAACAGGUAAAAGUAAUGAUGAAGAUGAAGAAGUUGAGGAGGAAUCUGGAAGGAUUGCAGGCAGAAAAGUUAAAUCAGAUGAUGUGGAGAGCAAACGCCCCAAAAGACCUCGCACUAUUCUGACCACUCAGCAAAGACGCACCUUUAAAGCAUCCUUUGAGGUCUCCUCCAAGCCUUGUCGAAAGGUAAGAGAGACCUUGGCAGCUGAGACUGGUCUGAGUGUCCGGGUGGUGCAGGUCUGGUUCCAGAACCAAAGAGCCAAAAUGAAGAAACUGGCCAGGAGACAACAGCAGCAGGAGCAGCAACAGACUCAGGAGCAGUGUGAACACCCAUCGCAUCACACAGCGCCCUCCAGUGGCAGUGUAACCUCUGAGAUGAAGCACCUCGGGUCCUCUUAUGUCCAUAUUGAACUGCAGCAGCAGCAGAUGGGAAUGACCACACUGGAACAGCAGGACUGGGACAUGGACCCCUUCAGACAGGGCCUGACCCCGCCUCAGAUGCCAGGGGAUCACAUGCAUCCUUAUGGUUUCAAGAGCCUGUAUGGCGAUGUGGACAGAGACCCGCUGUGUCAUAUGGCUGACGGCGACUGCCUCUCUCUUGGCGACUCCUCGCCACUCACUCCUAUUGACCGCCUCUACUCCAUGCAGGACUCGUACUUCACCUCGUGAGGGUGGCUAUCAGAUUCAGACAGACUGAAUUUAUCUCAGAAAUGUGGUAAUUUGGUACGUGGACGUAAAAUGUUAGAAGGGGACAGGGGUACACUCACAGUGAUACCAUGCAAUACUAUACCAUGUUCACCUCUAUACAAACCCAAUUACACUCCUGCCUCUUAUGCUUUAAAAUCUCUUCGGAGUCUCCUGUACGUGCAUGACACUGAACUCUCAUUAUGUUUGAAUGCCAGAUUAUGAGAGCGUAACUGCAUCUACUCAUGUAAAUAGUUGACUGGGUGUGUAUUUGUAUUUAUUCUCCAAAUGUGUGUGUAUGCUGUUCAUCUCGAUCGAAUUAACAAUAAUCAGAAAAUAAUAAACAUGAA